Molecule: messenger RNA, 1728 nt
Organism: Metopolophium dirhodum (rose-grain aphid)
Lineage: Eukaryota; Metazoa; Arthropoda; Insecta; Hemiptera; Aphididae
Exons: 2
Coding region: 1-1728 (575 amino acids)
Molecular function (GO): zinc ion binding; nucleic acid binding
Source: RefSeq, a predicted model, not a curated record
AUGACGCUUCCCGCCUCCGCUGCAUACGUUGAAUCAAAGGCCCGUGUAAUCCGAGCUAUAGACAGAAUCACUGCAAUGGUUAUCGCGGCCGGUGAGUUUAAGGCUGAUUCAAAAAAUAUUGCAAAACGGGCAAAAAUUGAGCAGAUGCUUCGAGAACUCAACAAUAUCCAAUGGAAGGUUGAAGAGGACAUCCAGUACAUGGAAAACGCGGUCAGUCUAGGGAAAGCUCCAACUGAUGUCGUGGAUACGUCCAGUAGCCGUCAACUCUCUGCCACUUUCGAAAAUCUGUACUACGAACUUGCUGCCUUUGCAGAUGAGCAGAAAAUCUCACUGACACCUGUCCUGGAUCAAUCUCUCUCAGCAACCUUAAUCCAAACCAUCAAUAAUGUAUCAACUAACGCAUCCCAUUACCAACUGCCGAAACGAACGUUUCCGAUCUUCUCUGGCAUCAUUACUGAGUGGCAAGGAUUCGACGACCUGUUAAAUUCCAUUAUGUCACAUUCCCCGGACCUUCCAGACGUAGAAAGAUUUGAGUUUCUAAAAACGUCUCUUGAAGGUGAAGCGAAGACAGUCAUAAACCAUCUCCCGUUAACGUCCGCAAAUUACCACAGUGCGUGGGAAAUAUUGCGAGCUCGAUACGGGAACAAGAGGGACUUGGCAAGAAUCCACAUUCAAGCUCUUCUCGCCCCACACAAAGUUCUAUCUACUGAUGCCUGCUCAAUCAAAUCACUGAUCAAUGCGAUACUUGAACACACCGCAGCAUUGGACAAUCUGAGCCUCACGACUCGUCAGUGGAACCCAUUGCACCAACCGCAGUUGACUGAGUUCGUCGAAUUUCUACGUUGUCACGUGCGGGCAGCCGAAGCACGAGCAGGACACUACGCUACGGUCAGUCCAGGUAUAGCUGAAUCAUCAAGAGUCAAAUCUAAACCAUCGCCGUCGAGAGGAGCUCGUCCAACAGAGUCAUCUAAAGUUCUCGUGGCAGCCACCAAAUCCACGUCGAGCCCAACCACUUGCAGCCCACUAUGUAAGGAAGCCCAUUCAGUUCGAAAGUGCGCAGUCUUCGAGAGCCAAAACCCAAGUGAACGAUUCCAAACGGCAAAGAAGCUUCAAUUAUGCAUCAAUUGUUUGGGAUCUGGACAUACAUCGUCGGCAUGUCCAUCAAAGUAUACAUGCCAAGCAUGUAAGAAACAGCAUCAUACACUUCUGCAUUUCCCGGAUGAUGUAACCACGGGUGACCAUGUUCCUUCAGCAGCUACGAUGUUCACUGCCACUCAAAGAACUCAGCCAAUCCUACUGCCAACAUUACUCAUCAGUGUCGCAUCUUUCGACCACCAGAAACAUACUCUACGAGCACUAUUGGAUACGGGAUCUCAGGUCAGUUUUAUCACGAAGCAGUGUGCAGAUCGCCUAUCAUUGACCCGCCGACGUUGUACCACAAAAAUCAGCGUGUUCUCAGUCACACUGGUUAACGUGGUGUCCGGCAUGACCACAAUCACAAUGUCACCAGUAAACCAGUCUGAACCAUCCAUUCCUGUUGAUGUUCUUAUUGUACCGAAGAUCACAGAUGUCACACCUCAAGAAACUAUUCAAGCAACAUCGUGGCCUCACAUAAAUCAACUGGAUCUGGCAGAUCCAACCUUCCACACUCCAGGACAAGUUGAUAUCCUACUCGGCGCAGACGUCGGACCAGCUAUAUUCACCGGUGACCGCAUUGCUGGUCAUUGA